Haliaeetus leucocephalus (bald eagle) is the source of this 1177-nucleotide messenger RNA. RefSeq names its product cytochrome P450 26B1. Gene Ontology annotation, molecular function: iron ion binding; heme binding; oxidoreductase activity, acting on paired donors, with incorporation or reduction of molecular oxygen. Lineage: Eukaryota; Metazoa; Chordata; Aves; Accipitriformes; Accipitridae. Gene Ontology annotation, biological process: sterol metabolic process. The transcript is spliced from 5 exons. The record is from RefSeq and is a predicted model, not a curated record.
AUGGCCGGGGCUCACGACCUUGUCCGGCCCUGUGAAACCUCUACUUGCUCUCUUUUGUAGGUUUUCUCCAAAAUCUUCAGCCACGAGGCACUGGAGAGCUAUCUCCCUAAGAUCCAGCUGGUGAUCAAAGACACUCUUCGGGCCUGGAGCAGCAAUCCCGAGUCCAUCAACGUCUACCACGAGACCCAGAAGCUCACCUUCCGCAUGGCCAUCCGUGUCCUGCUGGGCUUCCGCAUCCCCGAUGAGGAACUCAACCGCCUCUUCGAGGUCUACCAGCAGUUUGUGGAGAAUGUCUUCUCCUUGCCCGUGGAUCUGCCCUUCAGCGGCUACAGGAGGGGCAUCCGGGCACGCGAGACGCUGCAGAAGGGGCUGGAGAAAGCCAUCCAGGAGAAACUGCAGAACACGCAGGGCAAGGACUACGCCGACGCACUGGACAUCCUGAUAGAGAGCGGCAAAGAGCAUGGCAAGGAGCUAACCAUGCAGGAGCUGAAGGAUGGCACCCUGGAGCUCAUCUUCGCCGCCUACGCCACCACCGCCAGCGCCAGCACCUCUCUGAUCACGCAGCUCCUCAAACACCCCCGGGUCCUGGAGAAGCUGCGGGAGGAGCUGCGCAGCAAGGGCAUCCUCCACAACGGCUGCAUCUGCGAGGGUUCCCUCCGCCUCGACAACAUCAACAGCCUCCACUACCUGGACUGUGUCAUCAAGGAGGUCCUUCGCCUCUUCACCCCCAUCUCCGGGGGGUACCGGACGGUGCUGCAAACCUUCGAGCUGGAUGGUUUCCAAAUCCCCAAAGGCUGGAGCGUGAUGUACAGUAUCCGGGACACCCACGACACCGCCCCCGUCUUCAAGGACGUGGACAUCUUCGACCCCGACCGCUUUGGGCAGGGUCGAAGCGAAGACAAGGACGGCAGGUUCCACUACCUCCCCUUCGGAGGAGGCGUACGGACCUGUCUGGGCAAGCACCUGGCCAAGCUCUUCCUCAAGGCGCUGGCCAUCGAGUUGGCCAGCACCAGCCGCUUCGAGCUCUCCACCAGGACUUUCCCCAAAAUCACCCUGGUGCCCGUGGUCCAUCCGGUCGACGGACUCAAGGUCAAAUUUUUCGGACUGGAUUCCAACCAGAACGAGAUCCUGACGGGGACAGAUGCCAUGCUAGGGGCAACAGUGUAAAGCCCACGCC